Messenger RNA from Triticum urartu, 1001 nucleotides. NCBI's taxonomy places the organism in Eukaryota, Viridiplantae, Streptophyta, Magnoliopsida, Poales, Poaceae. The record is from RefSeq and is a predicted model, not a curated record.
AUGGCGCACCACCCCCUGGUGCACCAUUGCUAUGUGCUGCACCGACCGGCCCUGAUUCGAGAGAAUCCAAUCCAACCAAAGCAACACAACACUACACAACGCUUCCUCCUCCUCUCCCCUCGAAUCGAUCCCCUCCAAACCCGCCGCCGCCGUGGACCUCCUAUCCCCAUCCCCACCGGCGUUCUCGUCUCCUCUAGCCUUGCCGUCAACGUCCCGCCCUGCCCUGCAUCCCGUCGCCGGCGCCCCCACCCUCUCCCCUCUCCGUCUCUUCCUAGGAGGCAGCGAGGCCUCAGAUCCACAGGCCACGGCAACCACCGCCACCGCGUCCUACUCCUUCCACCCCACCUAGCCGCCCUCCGCCUCCAUAGCUCUCCGUCCCUCCCUCCCUCCUCGCGCCCGCAGCCAUGUCGACCGAGCUCAGGACCCCUCUUCUCCAAGACCAAAACGCAGGAAGCAGGCCAGGGCGACUUCAGCGCCUCCCUUCUCCUGGACGGCAGUUCAGUCGUGUUGGUCAUGCGCCCCCACAACCAGAGAGGAGAGGAGGCGGAGAUGUUGUUGCUGCACGGGCUGACGGGGAAGAACAAGCAGGCGUGGAAGGAGGGCAAGAUCCGCGGCACGACGGUGCUGGUGAAGAGCGGCGUGCUCGACCUCGGCGACUUCAACUCAUCCGUCCUCAACGGCGUCCACAAGAUCCUCGACGGCCAAGGACGAUGGCGUCUCCUUCCAUCUCGUCAGCGCCACCGCACCCAACCCCCGGAUUGAAGGUUGCCAACAAAGAAAGGAAGAAAGAAAGAAAGAAAGAUCCAUUUCUCCAUGGAAGGAGGAAGGGACAUCUUGAUCGCAAGUGACUGACUAGAAGCAACCGAGGGAGCCGGCAACCUCUCCGACAUGCUGCUCAUGACCACCUCCCCAACCAGAUGUUGUUGGGAUAAAGUAAAGAAAAAGAAGAAAAGAUUACUAGAAGAUUAGUUUUAGAAUUUCUUUUAUUUCCUUGUAAUUUU